CCAGUUUCCGUAGAUUCUCGAGCGCGUGCGUGACGCAGCAGCGUCCAACGGUCAGAAGAAUUUUUACAGGCAAGAUGGCGACUUCGGAGCCGCGAGGAACUGAAAAUGAAGAAGUCCGUGCUGAAAGUCCUACGGCUCCUGUGACUAGUCCUGUGACAAGUUCUGAACAGUACAUCAAACACCCUUUGCAAAACAGAUGGGCUCUCUGGUAUUUCAAAAAUGACAAGAGCAAAAGUUGGACAGAAAAUCUGCGUCUCAUCUCCAAGUUUGACACAGUGGAAGAUUUCUGGGCAUUAUACAAUCACAUACAGCAGCCCAGUAAGCUUGGUUUUGGCUGUGACUACUGCUUAUUUAAGGAUGGUAUUAAACCCAUGUGGGAGGAUGACAGGAAUAAACUCGGAGGAAGGUGGUUAAUGACCCUCAGCAAACAGCAACGACACAAUGACCUUGACCGCUACUGGAUGGAAACGGUAAGAUUUUUUUUUUUUUUUCCGUGGUUUUGUGGAUGGUUCGGUGUGAUUUGCAUAACUUCAUACUGUGCGUGUGUUUUGCAGCUGUUAUGUUUAAUCGGGGAGUCUUUUGAUGAGGCUAGUGAAGACGUCUGUGGAGCUGUGGUCAAUGUCAGGCCAAAGGGGGAUAAAAUAGCCAUCUGGACAGGCAACUGCCAAAACAGGGACGCUAUCAUGACGAUAGGGCAACAAUACAAAGAGCGUUUGAGUAUCCCAAGCAAAACCCUCAUCGGAUACCAGUCACACGACGACACCUCUAGCAAAAGUGGCUCUACAACAAAGAACAUGUACUCAGUUUGAAGAAAACUAAUUUCAACUCAUUGUAGGUUUAUAAAAUUUCAAAUUUGCAUCACAUUAAUACUUUUGAGUUUGAGUCAACUACUGUAGUGCCCUUCCUUUUUAAGAAAAGAAAACAAAUCAAAUAUGUAAAUGUAGUGCUCUCCAGCCUGAAAUGAUCAGCACCAUUAUCGUGUGGAUUAGGGGACGUCUGCUUGUUUAGACCUGAGAGAAAAACUAUAGCAGUUAAGCUAGAUGUUACUGAUAUCAUUUUUUAGUGAUUUGAGAGAGUUUAAAGGACUAAUCGAGACUUACCUAGCUGAAGAGGUUCUAAGGCUUAGAUAAGAGACAUACCAUUCUUUGCUUUAACCUUUCGUUCUCACGCGUCACGUCAUGAAUGAACAAAAAAAAAAAAAAACACACAACUUAAUCCACACGGAUGUUUUAAGGGCCCAAACUGUUUUAACAUGCUUUGGUUAGAGAGGUGUUUGGCAUGAGAAGUGAUUGCAGAGGCGCCUGCAGACUGACUAUCUUAAAGGUUUGUAAAGGAUAACUUUUGGUCAUGCUCCAAGUUUGAAAUUUGGAGGAGUGGUCAUUUAUUGUUUCAGCUAUGCUGGAAUUGUGGCAUCUUGCUUGUUUCUCCCCUCCAUCUAUUUAUGAUGUAUGCGUUGCAGUUGAACUAUGUAGUGAGAGGAACACCAUGAAAAUCAAGCUCCUUUCUUUUCUAUCAGUUGUUUUUUUGAGGUUCUUAGCAAUGUGGACUACUGCUUGCUGUUUUUCCUUUUCUUUUUUACAGUGUAUUCAGUGAAUGCCUGGACAUACAUGCUUUUUUAAGUUUGCUUCCACCUUUUCCCUCAUUGACGCUGUAGACAUUUUCUAGUUUGCCCCACUCUUUGGAUCAGUGAAAGAAGAGAGGAUAUCCAUUGUGAAUUUAUUUUGCUCAUAAUGUAUCUUUAUUAUCUGUAAUUCCAGGAUGUAUAUUACCUUCUUUCAAAGUAAAGGUUAUGUGCUUUGCAUUAA
This is a messenger RNA of Pimephales promelas (fathead minnow), 1805 nucleotides long. RefSeq names its product eukaryotic translation initiation factor 4E family member 1c (gene eif4e1c). Gene Ontology annotation, cellular component: eukaryotic translation initiation factor 4F complex; cytoplasm. Gene Ontology annotation, molecular function: translation initiation factor activity; RNA 7-methylguanosine cap binding. Lineage: Eukaryota; Metazoa; Chordata; Actinopteri; Cypriniformes; Leuciscidae. The record is from RefSeq and is a predicted model, not a curated record. Gene Ontology annotation, biological process: translational initiation.